Messenger RNA from Macrosteles quadrilineatus (aster leafhopper), 546 nucleotides. RefSeq lists its product as uncharacterized. The transcript has a single exon. The record is from RefSeq and is a predicted model, not a curated record. Bases 1 to 546 code for a protein of 181 amino acids. Lineage: Eukaryota; Metazoa; Arthropoda; Insecta; Hemiptera; Cicadellidae. Gene Ontology annotation, molecular function: nucleic acid binding.
AUGAUAGCCCAGUUCGUUCAGGAUAAUCAUCGUACUUGGGAUGCACUCAUUGCCGAGUUCCAGUACGCGAUGAACACCGCCGUUCACGACUCCACUGGGUUUUCACCUGCCAAACUGUGUUUUGGGAGAGAUCUCAGGCUACCUAGGGCAAUCGGGUCGUCUCUGACCACAGGACCGGAGCCUGGAGAUGACCGUGAGAGAACCGCGGAUGAGCUAUAUAGUGACCGGGAGCGGGCGUUUAAGAGGUUGUACGAUAGUUGUCGACAGAACUUGAGGAGGGCUUUCCAGCGCCAGUCUAAAUAUUAUAAUCUUAGACGACGUGAGGUGCAAUACCAUCGAGGUGAUCAAGUCAUGAGAAGACUACAUGUCUUGUCCUCAGCGGCUGAAGCUAUAGUGGGCAAACUGGCCCCUAAGUUUCAGGGUCCUUGCACCGUAGUGAAGCGAGUGGCCCCUAAUAUGUAUGAGGUAAAGGACGAGGGUAGGAGAGAGAUCCACGUCGUCCAUGUUAAGGACCUUAAGACCUACCAUGAAAGAACCGAAUCCUAG